Sorex fumeus (smoky shrew) is the source of this 588-nucleotide messenger RNA. RefSeq names its product trafficking protein particle complex subunit 6A (gene TRAPPC6A). The transcript has 6 exons. The record is from RefSeq and is a predicted model, not a curated record. NCBI's taxonomy places the organism in Eukaryota, Metazoa, Chordata, Mammalia, Eulipotyphla, Soricidae. Gene Ontology annotation, biological process: endoplasmic reticulum to Golgi vesicle-mediated transport; regulation of GTPase activity. Bases 57 to 536 code for a protein of 159 amino acids. Gene Ontology annotation, cellular component: cis-Golgi network; TRAPP complex; trans-Golgi network.
GGGCCAAUGAGAGCCGGGAGCGCGCGGCCGUCGCUAGGCGCGCGCGAAGCUAGUGCAUGGCGGACGGCACGUUGUUCGAGUUUCUGCACACAGAGAUGGUGGCGGAGCUCUGCGCGCACGAUCCUGACCCCGGCCCGGGGGGAGUGAAGCUGAACCUGGCCGUGCUGGAGGGCGUGGGCUUCCGUGUGGGCCAGGCCCUGGGGGAGAGGCUGUCCCGGGAGAUGCUGGCCCUCAGGGAGGAGCUGGAUGUGCUCAAGUUCCUGUGCAAAGACCUGUGGGUGGCGCUGUUCCAGAAGCAGAUGGACAGUCUGCGCACCAACCACCAGGGGACUUACAUUCUACAGGACAACUGCUUCCCCCUCCUGGUGCGGAUGGCCGCGGGCUCCCAAUACGUGGAGGAGGCCCCCAAGUUCCUGGCCUUCCCCUGUGGCCUGCUCCGUGGCGCCCUCAGCACCCUGGGCAUCGAGAGUCUGGUCAGCGCCUCCGUGGCCGCCCUGCCCGCCUGUAAGUUCCAGGUGCUGAUCCAGAAAUCCUGACGGCACCCCUGCAUACCUGCCAAGCCCGGCUGCUGCUGCCUUCGGGGGUGAU